Cladocopium goreaui is the source of this 4857-nucleotide messenger RNA. Lineage: Eukaryota; Dinophyceae; Suessiales; Symbiodiniaceae. The record is from the annotation of a GenBank genome assembly.
AUGGUAUCAGUCUGGGGCCCUGGAGCCAUCAAUCUCGACAAGCUCGCCGAAGAAGGCACCCCGGCAAAAUCCCAGCUCCUGUGGGGCCUACACCUAGACUUUGAAGAACAGGUUGUGGUCCUCCCGGAACCGAAGCGAAUAAAGGCGAAGUAUCUCUUAAGAGAGCCUCAGCUUCAAAGGGGGUGCCAACGAGUUCGUACCAAGCUGCUCCGAGAACUGGCAGUCUCCGCUCCGGAGAUUGCACCCUAUCUACCAGUCUUUUACAGGCUCCUGCAGCAGGAAGUAGGCGACCAUGAAUGGGUGAAACCCAGGGGCUCCGAGAGUGAGCUAGAGGCUGCCUGGGCUGAGUUCUGGGAUGCGCUCGAUUGGGUUCGCCUCCAGAUGGAAAAGCCUUGGGGAACCAGUUUCAGAGCAGCUUUCGGCAAGCUCCUGCCGUUAAGGGAAAGGCUCGCACUCCCUGGCAUGGCCGCUUCGGCCCGAUUCGUUGCAGGAGAUGCCACGCUAACCAGGCUCGGAAGCACUGAUUGGAAGGAUAGAUGCUACCACAUGGCGGACAGCAGCAGAUACGUCAGGGCCGUGAGCGAAGUCGUAGGGGGCGGGGAUCACUUGGAGAUCAUCGGAGUGAUGGAGCUUCUGAUUCAUUGUCCGAAGGAAACCUGGCAGGGGCAACUGAUCCUUUAUGUGACUGACAACAUGAAUGUCAAAGCAUGGUUACGUACCAGGCGCGCUUCAAACAGAUACGUGAGGGCGCUCUUGCUGCUGCUCCAGCGGCUCGAAGCGGAGAAUAGCUUCACUGUCGAUGGAGCGUACGAUGAAGACAAGGUCCAUGCGGAAAUGGAAAGCAGUGGCUGGACCCGCCUCGAGCUCAAUGAGGACUGGGAAGGACUCCUGCGAGAAGCCAUGCGCCCCACGUUGAAGCUACCAGGGGAGAAGGGCCCGAGUGCAGCUUUAGCCAUUCAGCUGGCCAACGAACAGCAAACCGUGCAUGCCUUCCCCGCCAAGAUCGCGCAAGCUGACUGGAUCGUCUGUGUUCUCACUCAAGACCCAAAAGGGCGGGAGGCAGACCUCCUUCUAAAAACCCUCGCCAGAACUGAUUGGAGAGGACGACUUAUCGUUGACCAGCCCAGGGAGCUCUCUGAAACCAGCCGAAAUCGCCUGAUGCAGCUUCAGGUUCAAUGGGGUCAGGCACAAGUGGUCGACUAUCAGACUUCACACCACGGCAGCUUCUUUGCCAGGGCCAGAAGACAUUGGCUUUUUGAAGGAACGGCCGACGAAAAGGAGAGAGUUCAAGCGUGGCGAGUUGCGCAAGUCAACGAGUGUCAGAUGUUACCUCUGCGAUCCGCAGAGGAGUCAGGUAAGGGAUUAUGCCCGCCCGACUACCUUUUCACGAGAGAACCAAACCUCAUCACCACCGGAGACAAGUGGCUUCCAAAACCAGUCGGCCACUUGGUUGACGUGCGCGCCGGCAGCAGGCACCUGGUCCAUAGCACACGGGGCCCAGCUUGCGGACCUAGGCUCAAAGGUGAGCGUCUCAAGAUCCCAGGAGGCACCCUGUUGGAAGAUGGGACGGGUCUGGUCCGUCCUCUCCUCCCAGAAGAGGUGUGGGAAAUGCAAGGGGGCCUCGCAGAGGAUUGGCGUUCCGCCGACUCGAAGAGAAAGGAUCGCAUGAUAGCAGCUGCAGUCCGGGAGCCAGGCUGGCAAGUGGCUAUGAGUCUCAUGCAGGCUCUGACUGGAACCGAUGGGAAGGCAGGAGUCCUGGACCCCGAUGAGAUCCAAGCCCACGAGCAACUAGAGGUCUGGCUGCGAGCGUGGGGGAGGAACCCGAAGGCUCCCUCUUCCGAGCUUUUCCUUACUUCGUGGAAAGAGCCACGUGUGGCAGUGGCACCCACUCAUGAGUUCGUGGGAGCGACAACCCAGGCGAAAGCAGGCGGAGGCAAACGCACCACCGUGAAGCCAGCACUCAGUGAAGUGGAGAGGCUGGUCCAGCCCGCAUCCAAAAGAGGCGGGACUACUGGGAUCCCCCGUCCCCGAGGAGGGAGCACAGCAGAGCUUGACCAGGUAGCCAUGGAAGCUGUCUUGGCCAAACUGGCUGAUUCAACUCGCAGGGUCUAUGCAUCAGGCUGGAAGCAAUGGGCGUUGUACAAUGCCAGCUCGGGCACUCACCCGUUCCUUGACGGAGAAGAGCGCUCCGCUCGGACUGAAGACGAGCAGAGGUUGAUUCGGUUUGUAGUAUUUCUACAUCAAGUCAUGGGGAGGUCCAUAGGAUACCCUGAUCCACUAGUCGGGCGACCUCGGUUGUGGGCAGCGGUUGCGGGUCUACAACGUUGGGAAGGUUGGUUCUUCAUGAUGCGGGCCAGUGAACUCUUGCCCAGUAUCAAUGGAGAAGACCCCAUGAAUAGGGCGCUCCGCCCAGCUGAUGUCCUACAGCCCCAUCGGUGGCGCAGCCCUGAAGACGAGGCGCCUUUGUUCCGCUAUGAAGACGGGACGGGGCUUGACAGAGAGGGCAUCACCCAUUUCAUCAAGAUAGCUGCAUUGGCCGUAUCGUUUGCAGUGAAGGCUGGUGCUAUGGAUGCUACUGAUGAAAGUGCCGAUGGGGGACGAAAGCCAGCAGCUCCAGAUCGAGCCAAUGCAGCGAAUCUCUUUGUAGCAGCUCACCCAGGACUAGAUCUUUAUCAAUUCCUGGGUGUUCCACCCGGUGCGACUCCAGCUCAGGUGCUCACCGCAUAUCGUCGCAGGUCCCGCGAGACUCAUCCAGACCGCUUUGCAACUGCUGGGGAAGAUGUCCAGAAAGCCAAAGGAGAGGAGUUUAAGAUGUUGGGAAUGGUCCGAGAGAUCCUCUUGGAUCCACUGAUGGCCACUCAAUACAUGAGGUGGAGACAAGAGCAAAUUGCUGCAAAGCAUGGGCGAGGCCGUUCCCCAGUUGUUCCAGCUGGUGUCUAUGCCAAGCAAGCUUCAUCAUUCCAACAAGCCAGAUCAAGUUUUGAUCGGUCCUCCACUCCUGCUGGCGCAGGAGCCAGCAGCUCGGGAGGAGCAGGCCGGGAGGUGCCUCGUAAACCACCCCCCCCUUCACAGGGAUAUCCUGGAGGAGGAGCGCAAGGAGGACCGCCCCCAGCCAAAGCCCCUCCUGCUCCAGCAGGGACCGCGCAAAAGCCAAGGAAACCUCCACCGCCCGCGAAUCCGCCUACUCCGAGCUCAAGCGCGAAGCCAAGGAAAGCACCGCCACCAAGAAAUGAUGAUGGGAGGCCCAGAGGACCUACCACCCCACCAAUGCAAAAAAUGGCACCCACGCAAGCUAUUCCAAAGGGAGCACCGCUAACACCAGCCAAGCAUUUCCCCAGGGCGACCCAACCAUACACUGGAGGGGGCAUGGUGGACGAUUUGCGAGUUCCUCGCAUCGCACUGGCAGAUGCAGGGGUGAGAGAACGAUCAGACGCUCCGUCUGAGUCUUGGUGGUCAGAGACGUCAUCCAGAUAUAGGGCCCCUUCGAGCUGGUUGGAGCCCGGGUCUGAGGACCUUCCACCGGAGAGCACCGUCCCAGACAACGAGGAUGACUAUGUGUAUGUUGAGGUGGAAGCUGAAGACGAUGACAUGGACAUCCUCCAAGACCACCAAUUCGAUGAAGAAGAUUGGGAUGAGCCGGCAUGGGAAGAGCUCCCUGAGGAGGGGAGCGGGUCUGAGCAAGUCUUCCAAACCUUCGAUCAAGCCGUGAUGCAAGGACUGCUCCAGUUCAUGGAUUUCAUGAACAGAGGACGGGCCAAGAUGCUGAUUGAAGGUGCUCCACCUAUUAUGACUUCUGUCCCAAAAGAGGUCCGGGAGGCAUGUUUGGGAGACCAUCCGGGGCUUCUAAAAAUGCAUCCCAGCGCAAAAGCAUGGCUAAUGGCAGGGACGAAAGGUGUCGAAUUCAAGAAGCCACCACCUCCUAAGCCUCCCAUGCUUUCGGCUCCCCCAAAGGUGGCUCCGCCGCCACUUCCAAAGCCAGCUCAUCCAGAACAGGUACCUGAGCCAAAGGAGCCGCCGAAAGCCCUAGCCCCCAAACCAGUUCCUCCAGUGCUGAUGCACAAGACACCAGCACCAAAGAAGCCCCCUCCGCCACUGCCAGUGAACCACUUUGGGUUUGACGAGUCUGAAGUCGACUAUGGUGAUGACGAUGAUCGAACCCCUGAGGAGAAGGCAGAAGAUGAGGAGCUGCUCGAGAAGACCAAGACGAAAGUGGAAGCUUUCCUGCGAGCACCCCCAGAGAUGAGGAAGACGCUUCGCUCCCAAGCAUGGAAGCGGUGCAAGAGCAAACUGGAGGAGCUCAACUUUGAGUUCAGCACUCGUCCACUGCCCGAAAUGCACCCAGGCAAAUUCGAGAAGGAUCUCAAGGAUGGCUUCACCUAUGCGGAGGCCAAACAACGCCAAAAGGGCCGGCAACGGGCCGCCCGACAUCAGCGAGCCUUGGCUGAAAUGGAGGGUGCCUCCUUUGAGGAUUUCCCGAAAUCCUGGUCACAUGGGUAUUCCAAGCAAGUCCUGAAGCCGGGUUUCCUCGAAGAGAAGAACAAGGAGCGGGCCCGCCGAAAAGCUACAAAGGCCAACUAUCGACCUCGCCAGUCAGCUGCUCCAGCUGCUGCAUCCAACCAGGCUGAAGCUCAAACCACGGCCAACUGGGAAGCAGGAAGUCAAUGGCAUGACUGGCAAGCGAGACGCAGCAGUGAGUGGCAAUGGCAUCAACCAGAUGUCACACAACGGAGAGAUGCAAAUGCCGCAGACGAUGACGACUGGGGCAACUGGACCAGAGAUGGGCAACGAGGCAGCAACCAAGAUGGCUGGUCCAGCUAUGACUAUGGAAACCAUCAGGGUCGACAGUGGAACCAGUGA